Molecule: messenger RNA, 258 nt
Organism: Eruca vesicaria subsp. sativa (arugula)
Lineage: Eukaryota; Viridiplantae; Streptophyta; Magnoliopsida; Brassicales; Brassicaceae
Source: the annotation of a GenBank genome assembly
AUGGGUAUCUCAAUCUCGUCGAAAUCUUCAAAUCCAGAGAAGAAGAGAAGAUGUAGUAAGGGUAUGGUCAUUCGUGCGUCUCUAUUUGGCGUUGGAGCACCUGAGGCUUUGGAAUGCAACUUGUUCUCACUUCCACUUAUCUCGUGGCAUUUCCCAGCAUUCUUGCAUGGAGGGUCUUCUGAUGAGCUUUUUUGGCAACAUCAUCUACUGUUCGUUCCAUUAUUGAACUCAGAAGAUCUAACCAUGCAUACACUGUAA